Messenger RNA from Anolis sagrei ordinatus, 4888 nucleotides. It is a transcript of the gene PRKCB, whose product is annotated as protein kinase C beta. The record is from RefSeq and is a predicted model, not a curated record. Gene Ontology annotation, molecular function: diacylglycerol-dependent serine/threonine kinase activity; ATP binding; zinc ion binding. Lineage: Eukaryota; Metazoa; Chordata; Lepidosauria; Squamata; Anolidae. Gene Ontology annotation, biological process: intracellular signal transduction; peptidyl-serine phosphorylation.
UUCUUCACUCCUUCGGAGGUCUCUCCUUGGAGAAGGGGGGGCGCAGAGCAUGGCCGAUCCCGAGGCUGACCCGGAGCUGCCCCUUCCUCCCCCUCCUCCCCCGGCUGCUUCCUCCUCGUCCUUCUCCUCUUCCUCCUCCUCCUCUUCCUCCUCGGUCCCCGAGGGUGAGGAAGGCCCGGUCCGCUUCGCCCGCAAAGGAGCCCUCCGCCAGAAGAACGUCCACGAGAUCAAGAACCACAAGUUCACCGCCCGCUUCUUCAAGCAGCCCACCUUCUGCAGCCACUGCACCGACUUCAUCUGGGGCUUUGGGAAGCAAGGUUUCCAGUGUCAAGUUUGUUGCUUCGUGGUGCACAAGCGCUGCCAUGAAUUCGUCACUUUCACCUGCCCCGGUGCGGACAAGGGCCCCGCUUCGGACGACCCUCGGAGCAAACACAAGUUCAAAAUCCACACGUAUUCCAGUCCUACCUUCUGCGACCACUGUGGGUCCCUGCUCUACGGACUCAUCCACCAAGGGAUGAAAUGUGACACCUGCAUGAUGAAUGUGCACAAGCGCUGCGUGAUGAAUGUCCCCAGCCUCUGUGGGACAGACCACACUGAGCGUCGGGGCCGGAUACACAUCAAGGCUGACAUCGAGAACGACGUCCUCACCGUCAUAGUACGAGAUGCGAGAAACCUUGUCCCCAUGGACCCCAACGGCUUGUCGGACCCCUAUGUCAAGCUCAAGCUCAUCCCAGACCCCAAGAGCGAGAGCAAGCAGAAGACCAAGACCAUCAAAUGCUCCUUGAACCCUGAGUGGAAUGAGACCUUUAAGUUCCAGCUGAAAGAGUCGGACAAGGACCGUCGUUUGUCGGUGGAGAUCUGGGACUGGGAUCUGACCAGCAGGAAUGACUUCAUGGGGUCUCUCUCCUUUGGGAUUUCAGAGCUGCAAAAGGCUGGAGUGGACGGCUGGUUUAAGCUCUUGAGCCAGGAAGAAGGCGAGUACUUCAAUGUUCCUGUCCCUCCAGAAGGCGAAGAAGGCAAUGAAGAGCUCCGACAGAAGUUUGAGAGAGCCAGAUUUGGCCCCGGAGCAAAGGCCUCGGAGGAGCGGACCCCGAACGCCGUCUCCAAAUUCGACAACAACAAUGGCGCCCGCGACCGCAUGAAGCUCUCCGACUUCAACUUCCUGAUGGUCCUGGGCAAAGGCAGCUUCGGAAAGGUGAUGCUCUCGGAGAGGAAAGGCACAGACGAGCUCUAUGCCGUGAAGAUCCUCAAGAAGGACGUGGUCAUCCAGGACGACGACGUGGAGUGCACCAUGGUGGAGAAGCGGGUCCUGGCGCUGGCCGGCAAGCCCCCUUUCCUGACCCAGCUCCACUCCUGCUUCCAGACCAUGGAUCGCUUGUAUUUUGUGAUGGAGUAUGUGAACGGCGGGGACCUUAUGUACCAGAUCCAGCAGGUUGGGCGGUUCAAGGAGCCCCAUGCCGUGUUCUACGCCGCAGAGAUUGCCAUUGGGUUGUUCUUCUUGCACAGCAAAGGAAUAAUUUAUCGCGACCUGAAGUUGGACAACGUGAUGCUGGACUCCGAAGGGCACAUCAAGAUCGCCGACUUUGGCAUGUGCAAGGAGAACAUCUGGGACGGGGUCACCACCAAGACCUUCUGCGGCACUCCGGACUACAUUGCACCCGAGAUAAUCGCUUAUCAGCCCUAUGGGAAAUCAGUGGAUUGGUGGGCCUUUGGCGUCCUGCUCUACGAAAUGCUGGCCGGGCAGGCCCCCUUCGAAGGUGAGGAUGAAGAUGAACUCUUCCAGUCCAUCAUGGAACACAACGUGGCCUACCCCAAAUCCAUGAGCAAGGAAGCGGUGGCCAUCUGCAAAGGGUUGAUGACGAAGCAUCCGGCCAAGCGCUUGGGCUGCGGCCCCGAAGGAGAGCGCGACAUCAAAGAGCACGCCUUCUUCCGCUACAUCGACUGGGACAAACUCGAGCGGAAGGAGAUCCAGCCCCCGUUCAAGCCCAAAGCUUGCGGACGCAGCGCCGAAAACUUCGACCGGUUUUUCACCCGCCACCCGCCCGUCUUAACGCCACCCGACCAGGAAGUCAUCCGGAACAUUGACCAGGCAGAAUUCGAAGGAUUUUCCUUUGUUAACUCUGAGUUUUUUAAGCCUGAAGUCAAGAGCUAAGUAGCCCUCGUCCGUCGCAGUUGCAAACCACCCUCCAUUGCUCCUCCUCCUCCAUCGCUCCUCCUCCUCCUGCUCAUCCGUCAUGGCGACAUCCCUUCUUAGCUUUGGGUUUUCUUUUGGGGUGAUGCCAGAAUGGCCAUCUCUCCAAAGUCCAAAGGUUCAAGGGGGCAUUUAAGUCCAAGUUACGUGUCCAACGGUGAUCCUUUUGUGGCGAUACCAGAAUGACCAUCUCUCCAAGAUCCAAAGGGUCAUAGAUGACAUUUGCAUCAGGUCCAAGUGUCCAACUUAUGCAUCCAAGAUGGGUUUUUUGGUGGUUAUACUAGAAUGGCCAUCUCUCCAAGGGUCAAGGGGAGCAUUUAGGUCUAAGUUAUGGGUCCAAAUGUGAUGCUUUUGUGGCAAAACCAUAAUGACCAUCUCUCCAAGUCCAAGUGUCCUUGAUUACAUUCAUAAGGUCCAAGUGUCCAACUUAUGGGCCCAAAGAUGUUCCCUUUUUCUGGUGGCAUCCAUAGAUUUGAUUCUGUAACUGCUGGUGUUGCUCUUUCAUAUCAAUUCUAGAAUGUCCAAAGGGUCAUGGGGUACAUUGCAUCAGUGUCACAUAUGGAACAAGUGCCCAAGGUGAUCCUUUUGUGACAACACCAGGAUGACCAUCUCUCCAAGGUCCAAAGGGUCAUAGAUGACAUUUGCAUCACCGAGUGUCCAACUCAUGGGUACAGAAAUGCUCUUUUUCUUUGGAGGUAUCCAUAGAUUUAACUUAAUAACCAUUUAUGUUGCCCUUUUGAGCAAUACUAAAAUGACCAUCUCUCCUAAGGUCCAAAGUGUUACGGGGGACACUCAGGUCCAAGUUAUGGGUUAUGGGUUCAAAGAUGCUCCUUUUGUGGCGAUACUACAAUCACUUUUUCUCCAAGGUCCAAAGGGCCAUAGAUGACAUUUGUAUCAGGUCCGAGUGACCAACUUAUGGGCCCAAAGAUGUUCCUUUUGUGACGAUAUCAGACUGGCCAUCUCUCCAAGGGUCCAAAAGGUCAUGGGGACAUUUGCAUCAGGAUCAUACAUAGGACAUGUGCCCAGUUUAUGGAUCUAAAGAUGGAGAACAGAAAGUUGAGAAAAGGGGACAUGAGAGCCAUAUUUAAACAUUUGAAAGCAUGCCCUAUUGAAAAUAGAGGCAAGCUUGUUUUCUUCUGCUCUAGAGACUGGGACACAAUGGAGCAAAGGAUCCAAAUGGAAAGAAAAGAGAGUCUACCUAAACAUGAAGAAGAACUUCCUGGUGAUGGGAGCAUUUUGACAGUGGGAAAUAUAUUAUGGGGUCUCCUUCUUUGGAAGUUGUCAAGCAAAGGCUAGAUGGCCAUUUGUCGGGAGGGCUUGGAUAGUGUCUUCCUGCUUGGCAGAAUGGGGUUGGACCGGAUGGCCCUUGGGGUCCUACCCAGGAAUCUAUUAUUCUCUCUCUCUCUCUUUCUCUCUAGAGGUUUCUAAGCAAAAGCUGGAUGGCCAUCUUUUGGGAGGGCUUUGAUUGUGUCUCCCUGCAUAGCAGAAAGGGGUUUGACUGGAUGGCCCUUCUGGGACUCAAUUGAGCAAAGGAUCCAAAUGAAAAGAAAAGAGAUUCUACCUAAAUAUUAGGAAGAACUUCCUGGUGAUGAGAGCAUUUUGACAGUGGAAUAUAUAUUAUGGACUCUCCUUCUUUGGAAGUUGUCAACCAAAGGCUAGAUGGCCAGCUCUCAGGAGGGCUUUGAUUGUGUCUCCCUGCAUGGCAGAAAGGGGUUUGACUGGAUGGCCCUUGGGGCCCCUUCCAGGAAUCUAUGAUUCUCUCAAUCUAUCUCUUUCUCUAGAGGUUUCUAAGCAGAAGCUGGACAGCCAUCUGUUGGUAGGGACCGGGCAGUGUCUUCCUGCCUGUCUGAGUGAAAUUGGACUGCAUGCCCUCUGAGGGUCCUUCCAGGAAUCCAUGAUUCUAUCUAUCUAUUUAUCUCUUUCUCUGGAGAUUUCCAAGCAGAAGCUGGAUGCCCAUCUGUUGGGAGGGAUCAAGCAGUGUCUUCCUGCCUGGUGGAAUGGGGUUAGGCUGGAUGCCCUCAGAGGGUCCCUUCUAUAGGAUUCUAUGUGAUUGUGUCAUUUUGUGUUCCUAGUACCAGGAAAGAGGCAUACAUGCACACAGAGAGGGAAUGCCAGUGUGGACUUUGGCACUCCAUAUUGGAUUGCAGGUUCCCCACUAGAUGAUAAUGAUGAUGAUGAUGAUGAUGAUGAUGAUGAUGAUGAUGAUGACAGGAGGGUUCCUUUGAAGAAAUGGUCAUUCUGGCAUCCCUUCCAUUUCCUUUCCCAAACCUAAUGGAGGCGAAUGGGGCAGGAGGUUCAGGGCUCUGUGUGUCUGGUUGCCAAACCCACAAAUUCCCCUUCUGUCCCUCUGUGCUUUCCGUGUGUCAAACCAAACUAAACAAAUUGAAGCCGGUAUUUUAAGAAAAGAAGUCGGUAUUUGUGUUACUUGACUGAAGCUGUAAAGUAUUUCAAUUUUCCUUUAAUGCUAUAACCUUUUUUGGGGGGGAGGUGGGAGAACCCAAGAAUGAUGGGGUUCCGAAGUGUCUGUAUUUGCAGAGAGAAAAGGGGGGAAAUCCUUGCAAGAUGCUGCUGACCAAUUCUUGUAUUUCCUCACCUCCUGCUUGAGGGGUGUUUUGCUUUGAGUCGUUCAUGUGCCAACAACAACUUCUUUUUUUUCCAGAUACAAUUAUAAAAUAAAAUUUACCAAAAAAUCAGAAA